CGAAGACGGAAGCCUGGGGAAAAAGUGAAGAGGAGCGGAGUUGACGAGAUGGGGGGCUCCAAAGUGAAGGUGGCGGUGCGGAUCCGACCCAUGAAUAAGAGAGAAAUAGAUCUGCAUACAAAAUGUGUGGUAGAAGUGGAGACCAACAAGGUUAUUCUUCAUCCUGUGAACACUAACCUUUCAAAAGGAGAUGCUAGGAGCCAACCAAAGGUGUUUGCCUAUGAUCACUGCUUCUGGUCUAUGGAUGAAACUAAUAAAGAAAAAUAUGCAGGUCAAGAUGUUGUUUUCAAGUGCCUUGGUGAGAACAUUCUCCAGAAUGCCUUUGAAGGUUACAAUGCGUGCAUUUUUGCCUAUGGACAGACCGGAUCUGGAAAAUCCUACACAAUGAUGGGCACGGCUGAUGAACCUGGCUUAAUACCUCGGCUCUGUAGCAGUCUCUUUGAAAGAGCCCAGCAAGAGGAGAGCGAAGAGCAGAGUUUUAAGGUGGAAGUAUCCUACAUGGAGAUUUAUAAUGAGAAAGUCAGAGAUCUCCUGGACCCAAAGGGGAGCCGUCAAUCUUUAAAAGUCAGAGAGCACAGUGUUUACGGACCUUAUGUAGAUGGUCUUUCAAAACUAGCUGUUGCCAGUUACAAGGAUAUAGAGUCUUUGAUGUCUGAAGGCAAUAAAUCUCGUACAGUUGCUGCAACAAACAUGAAUGAAGAGAGCAGUCGAUCCCAUGCUGUUUUCAAAAUUAUCCUCACACACAUAUUGUAUGAUGUAAAGUCAGGGACCUCUGGUGAGAAAGUAGGCAAGUUGAGCCUGGUUGACCUAGCAGGCAGUGAAAGAGCAACCAAGACGGGAGCUGCAGGCGAUAGGUUGAAGGAAGGAAGCAACAUCAACAAAUCUCUCACAACUCUUGGGUUGGUCAUUUCAGCCCUGGCAGAUCAAGCUGCUGGAAAAAAUAAGAACAAGUUCGUUCCAUAUCGUGACUCCGUGCUCACCUGGCUACUCAAAGACAGCCUUGGUGGCAACAGUAAGACUGCAAUGGUUGCUACCAUCAGUCCAGCAGCAGAUAAUUACGAUGAGAUACUUUCUACCUUGAGGUAUGCAGACCGAGCCAAGAACAUUGUGAACCAUGCUGUGGUCAAUGAAGAUCCCAAUGCCCGAAUCAUCCGAGAACUGAGGGAGGAAGUAGAAAAACUCAGGGAACAGCUUACCAAAGCAGAGGCUAUGAAAUCUCCAGAAUUAAAAGAACGUUUGGAAGAGUCUGAAAAACUUAUCCAGGAGAUGACAGUAACCUGGGAAGAGAAGCUCAGGAAGACAGAGGAAAUUGCACAGGAAAGGCAGAAGCAACUUGAAAGCCUUGGCAUAUCUCUUCAGUCAUCUGGGAUCAAAGUGGGUGAUAACAAGUGCUUUCUGGUGAAUUUGAAUGCUGACCCUGCACUCAAUGAACUUUUGGUCUACUAUUUAAAGGAACACACACUCAUUGGAUCUGAUAAUUCCCAAGACAUACAGCUCUGUGGAUUGGGGAUUCUUUCUGAACACUGUAUAAUAGAUAUCACUGGGGAUGGACAAGUCAUGUUGACGCCUCAGAAGAAUGCUAGGACAUUUGUGAAUGGUACAGCUGUUGUAGGUCCCACACAGCUACACCACGGUGACAGGAUUUUGUGGGGAAACAAUCACUUUUUCCGGCUGAAUUUGCCCAAAAAGAAAAAGAAAACAGAAACAGAGGACGAAGACAAAGAUAGUUCAAUGAAAGGAAGCAACAGCUCUGAACAGCUGGAUUUAGAUGGAGACAGCUCCAGCGAGGUAUCCAGUGAGAUCAGCUUCAACUAUGAAUAUGCCCAGAUGGAAGUGACCAUGAAAGCUCUUGGAGGAAAUGAUCCAAUGCAGUCCAUUUUACAAAGUCUAGAGCAACAGCAUGAAGAGGAGAAGCGGUCAGCACUAGAGCGUCAGCGACUUAUGUAUGAGCAUGAACUAGAACAGCUCCGGAGACGCCUGUCUCCAGAGAAGCAGCAUUUUCGCACCAUGGACAGGUUUUCCUUCCAUUCUCCCAAUGCACAGCAACGUUUACGUCAGUGGGCGGAAGAGAGAGAAGAGAUGCUCAACCACAGCCUGAGGAAACUGAGGGAGCAGAUUAUGAAGGCCAACUUGUAUGUUAGAGAAGCCAGCUUCAUUGCAGAAGAGAUGGACAAAAGGACUGAAUACAAGGUCACCCUCCAAAUCCCAGCCUCAAGCCUUAAUGCAAACAAAAAGCGGGGUGCAGUACUUAGUGAGCCAGCCAUUCAGGUGAGACGAAAAGGGAAAGGCAAACAAAUCUGGUCCCUGGAGAAACUGGAGAACCGGUUGGUAGAUAUGCGAGACCUCUAUCAAGAAUGGAAAGACUGCGAGGAAGACAACUUGGUUAUGAGGUCUUAUUUUCGGCGAGCAGAUCCGUUUUAUGAUGAGCAAAAGAACCACAGCCUCAUUGGAGUCGCUAAUGUUUUCCUUGAGUGUCUCUUUUAUGAUGUGAAGCUGCAGUAUGCUGUGCCCAUCAUCAAUCAGAAAGGAGAGGUAGCAGGUCGCCUGCAUGUUGAAGUGGUACGUGUGAGUGGAGACAUCGGGGAGAGAAUUGCAGGAGGCGAUGACAGCUUGGAGGGCUGCUUUGAGAAUGAUCUGCAGGAACACAAGUUAGUGUGCAUGAUUAAAAUCCUUCAAGCGACCGGUUUGCCUCAGCAUCUCUCCAAUUUUGUGUUCUGCAAGUAUUCUUUCUGGGACCAGCUGGAACCUGUGAUGGUUGCCCCUGAAAUGGAUCCUUCUUUGUCUCCCAUCAGCAAGGAGCCACGGUGUAUGGUUGUCUUCGAUCACUGCAAUGAAUUCUCUGUCAAUAUCACUGAAGAUUUUAUGGAAUAUCUUUCUGAUGGUGCUCUAGCUAUUGAAGUGUACGGACACAAGCAGUGUGAUUCUCGCAAAAACCCAGCACUAUGGGAUUUAGGAAUAAUUCAAGCCAAAACACGAAGCCUCCGAGACAGGUGGAGUGAGGUCACCCGCAAAGUGGAGCUCUGGGUUCAGAUUCUGGAACUCAAUGAAAAUGGAGAAUACUGUCCAGUAGAAGUAACUGCAGCAAAGGAUGUACAUACAGGUGGCAUUUUUCAGCUCAAGCAGGGACAGUCACACCGAAUCCAAGUAGAAGUGAAAUCUGUGCAAGAAUCAGGAACGUUGCCUCUCAUGGAAGAAUCUAUCUUAUCCGUAGCAGUGGGCUGUGUGCAGAUCAGACAUAUCAAGUCACCCAAAAGUCAUGAGAAUUAUCAGGAAGAAGAUGAUGACAUGGACAGUUAUCAGGAUAGAGAUCUAGAAAGGCUGCGCAGGAAAUGGUUAAAUGCUCUUACAAAACGCCAAGAGUAUCUAGAUCAACAACUGCAGAAACUUGCGGGAAAGCCUGACAAAUCAGAAGAUGAUGAUGAUCGAGAAGCUCAGCUGCUAGAGAUGAGGUUGACCCUUACAGAAGAGAGGAAUGCUGUAAUGGUGCCAUCUGCUGGCAGCGGAAUCCCUGGAGCACCUGCUGAGUGGACACCUGUGCCUGGUAUGGAGACACACAUUCCAGUCAUUUUCCUUGAUUUAAAUGCAGAUGACUUCAGCUCUCAGGAUAAUCUUGAUGAGCCAGAAGCUGGUGGCUGGGAUGCUACCCUUAUUGCUGAAGAUGAAGAUGAAUUCUUUGAGUUACAGAUUGUAAAACACCACGAGAGUGAGGUGAAAGCUGAAGCUUCCUGGGAUUCCACUGUUCACAACUGUGCACAGCUUAGCAGAGGAACAAUGGCUGAACAGAGAGUCUUCCUGAUUGUUUCAAAUAUCCCAGAGUUACUAGGAGUGUCCUGUGACUUAUGUUUCUGUUACUUUUUAUGUGCCAAUGGGCUCACUAACUUCAGAGGUUUUCUCUUUCAGGAUGCUCAGGGAGUAGAGGAACGUGAGGCAUUAGCAAAAAUGGCGGCCAAUGUUGAAGAUGCAGCUUCUGCUGCUUCAGAAGUCCAUAUAGAAAAAUACCUUCGAAGUGUGUUGGCUGUAGAAAACAUCCUUACCCUUGAUCGGUUGCGCCAGGAGGUUGCUGUAAAGGAACAGCUAACAGGCAAGGGAAAACUUUAUCGGAAGAGUCUCAGUUCACCAAAUGUCAAUCGACUAUCGGGUAGCCGCCAAGAUCUAAAUCCAUCAUACAGCCUUGCUUCUUACAAAAGUCGAUGGGAAAGCCAGCAAGAUAUUUCUCAGAUUUCAACAGAGUCCAGAUCCAGUGCAAAUCUCCAUGGUUCAGCUCAACAAAAUGGUUCUACAGACCAAGGACUCAGUAGCCUGGCUGCCUCUUACUUGAAUCCUGUAAAGUCCCUCGUGCCUCAGAUGCCAAAGCUGCUCAAAUCUCUGUUUCCUGUUAGAGAUGAAAAAAAGGGCAGGCAGACUUCUCUCCUUGCACAGCAGCCAAUCCCACGAAUUACUGUUCAGCCUGCCAGGAUUGAUGCCAGUCCUGCAAAAACCCAACAGGCUACCCAAGGACAAGGAAGCAGAGGACCUUCUGAGGUGGCUUUGCAGUUGACAGAGUUGGGGAAGAACCUUGAAAAAUCAACCAAAGUGCCUUUACAGCAGCCCACAGUGGACAUCCAAGCACAAGAUUCUCAAGAGGGUCCACCAAGUCCCUUGAGUGAAGCCUCCAGUGGAUACUUCUCUCACAGUGUUUCUACAGCAACCCUUUCUGAAGCACUUACAUCAGGAAACGACCCCCAUCUUCAACCCAGUAGUCAGACCUCCACCACAAAUGAUGCCCCCCCAAUUUCCACGACCCCUAAGGUGGUGUCUUCAACAGAUGGUCCUGUAAAAUCAUGUUCUGAUUUAGCUUCUCAAUGUUGCCAUUCUCUUCCAACGAGGGAUCCAGUUCUCCCUGGCCUUAAAGAUGAUCAAAUUGACAAGGACAAUGAGAAAGUGAGCCGUAAUGGCAACUUAAAAUCAAGAACUGUUGGUUCUGCUAUUGCUCUAAAUGAUGAUCAGGUUUCUCCCUCCCUAGUUACGGAGGAUACACACUGCUGUUCUAGCUCUCCUAAUAAGAAACAAAUACAAUUGACACAGACAACCGUCUUAUUACCAUCAGAGAGCUCUCUUUCAGUCCCAAAGGAGGCUCCCAUUUAUAAAAUAGGCCCUUCAAAGUCUCAGGCUAUGGUUGACCUGUCUUCUCAGUCCAGCACUACAAGUUCUCCCUUCAAAAUCCAAAGAGUACGAACAUCAGAACUCAAGUCCUUUUCCAGCAUGUUGAGUGGGGAUCCAGGAGCUUCUUGGUGUUCAGAGGAAGGAAAAAGCAGACAGAAUUCAGAAGAUUCAGACCAGAACAACAGCAUAGAUGCUGGUUCUGAAGGGAAAUUGGACGCAGCAGCCUCUGACUCAGAAGAAACCAAUGAAAUCCCAGAUUGGCUGAAAGAAGGGGAAUAUGUAACUGUUGGCACGAAUAAAAUGGGCACCGUGAGAUACGUUGGUCCAACAGACUUCCAGGAGGGAACCUGGGUUGGAGUCGAGUUGGAUUUGCCAUCAGGUAAGAACGAUGGCUCAAUUGGAGGCCGGCAGUACUUCAAAUGCAAUCCAGGCUAUGGGCUCCUUGUGAAGCCAAGUCGAGUCAAAAAAGCUACAGGCUCUGCAAGGCGCCGGAGUGCUGGAAUGAAACUACAGGGAACAACUGGGACCGCAACUGAGCACCGGCGGAGUGGCACGUUCUCAGGCUCUGCCUCCAAUUUGGCUUCUUUGACUGCUUUAGCCAAGACAGAAGGAGGAUCAGUUCCACAGACUGAGAAAAGUAAAAAGAACACAGAAAACAGGAAAUCAUGGGCUACUUGAGAGUGUUUCCCAACAGGCAUGUCUACCUGGCUCGCAACACUACUGUGUGAAGCUGACCCUUCCUUCCUUCCUUCCUUCCUUCCUUCCUUCCUUCCUUCCUUCCUUCCUUCCUUCCUUCCUUCCUUCCUUCCUGAAUGGCCUUUCUUUGCACUACUAAGCCAGUUAGAGGAGAUGGUUGAUGUGUGUCAGAGUAUAUGCGUAUUCUCGAUUUCUUUUACUGAAAUUUGUUGACCUUUGUCAUGAUGGAGUAACAUGAGACUCUUGAUGCAAAUGGUGACCUUUCCCAGUGUGUUCUUCCAAAUCUCUCCUUUCAUUCCCCGGCCAUUCAAAGGAAGUCUUCUAUAAGAGAUGUUGGCAGGCUUAUUUUCUAGAAAGACUGCCGAAUGCUGCUUACUAUCAAAACAUUGUCCUUCCAAGGCUCAUCAUUAAGCCACAAUAAACCAUUGAGAAUCAUAGAAUUUGGCAGAUCAUAGCCUAUUGGAAAAAGUGCCUGUCUUUAAGACUUCUUUUAUGAUCUUUAAACUAUUCUUGUUGAUAUCAGUGGGAAAAUAUUGUCUCUCAUUCUACUCGAAUGGCAAUUGGAGAUUAGCCUACAUGCAUGUUCCUUUUCUUUUCUUUUUUUUUAAUUCCCAAUUUUUAAUUCCCAAUGUGUUAGAUUACAGUCUAACACAGGGGUCUCCAACCUUGGCAACUUUAAGACCCAGUCUUAGGGUCUUAAAGUCUUAAAGUUGUCAAGGAUAGAGACCCCUAGUCUAAUAUAUCUGACCUUUUCCAUAAGGCUUUGCUUUUCUCCCCUCUUCUAGUGGUUUAUUAUGUUGACUGCACAGUCAGCCAGAUGUUUCAAUUGGAUUUGACUUUUUUAAAAUUAACCUAUCAUGUCCUUCCCAAGGCCUUGGGUAGGCAGAUGUUAUUAUUUCAUGUUGUUAAAAGUAUUAUUACUAUUAUUAUUUUGAGCAUUCCCUUCAGUGCUGUUGUAUUUAUAAAGUAAACCUGGGCAUUUGGCAUUCUUUGCCUUUGCUUUAAGUAACAUAAUGCAAAGAAGGAAUUCAAAGUCCUAGGGGUAGGUUGGGCCUUCCUUAUGAUCUGGAUUUUCACCAGUGAUAAACCUGGCUAAACUAUGCUUGUCCAUGUUGCUAGAACUAUAUUAUUUAUUUGUUAUUUAUUAUUUUCUUUUUAAAGAGAAGCGUAGGGAAUCCCUUGCGACUUACAAUCAGCCCACUGCCUACUGUGUUGCACAGAAACACACACGGUUCAGGGUAAUCCGCUUCUUUCCAUAUACUCACGCUGUCUUCCUCCUAUGGAAGAAGAGGGGGUGAAUUCAAAAUGAAUAUACGUUAUAUAUCCCUGCAGAAUUUUGAGGUCACAACUUGAAUGCUGCGCGUCAUUUCCAUGGGUGCAAUUGGAUCAUAUCUGCAGAACUUUCAGCCAGCAAUGGCUUCUUCAUGGCUUGAAAAUCUCUUUUUGGAAAAGUCCCAAACAGGGAGAUAAAAUCAGCUUUGUUGUCCAGAUAGAAUGAGAUUUAACUAUUUUUAAAAUGAGGGCAAAUAACUCAGGGGUGAAUCAGAUGCUUUGCCUGCAGCAGGUUCCAGGUUGAACCUACAGAGAGUGUUGAGAAAGGUCCUUGCUCAACAAACACAAUUGCCAGGAAGUUGUGUUAUGUGAGCCAGGGGUUUGGCCUUGGAUAAUCUGGCUUCUGAUGCUCCCGUGAAAGACUGCAGGAAUGUCCAAAGUAAAAUGGUUGGGAAUUGAGCAGAGGGAUUUUAUUGAGAACAUUAGGCAAUGGCAGACACACCUAAAUGAUGCCAAUGAGAGGAAAAAUCUUUCAGCUCCUCGGUUGUAGCUAGCCACCAAAAGAUAUCAGAGACUGAGAAGGAGAACUGCUGGAAUGUCUAAGGCAGGGGUGUCAAACUCAAGGCCCGGGGGCCAGAUCUGGCUGCGGGGUGCUUAGAUAUGGCCUGCAGGGUUGCCCUGGAAACAGUGAAGGACUGGCCCGAGCUCCAUUUUUGCUGCCAGAGGGUUGCAGGAGGCCAUCACAGCUGGAAACAGAGCUCGGGAGCCAGUUUUUGCUGGCAGAGCGCUUGGGCAACCACAGCCCCCCACCCGACACAAGUGAUAUCAAGUUGGCCACGCCCACUCUGCCCCCCCCCCUCGGCCAAGGUCAAAAACAACCCUAAUGUGGCCCUCAAUGAAAUCGAAUUUGACACCCCUGGUCUAAGGGCUUGCUUAGCAGCCUAUAAAUUCUCAUGACCUAUAUUUUUAUAUCCUUCUUCCAUGUGCUGCUAAUAGACUCUCUUUGUACUGGUGAGCUUAAGGAAAUUGAUCUAUUACAUCUUAAAUGACUUCCUUCUGUACUAAUCUGAUUUUCUAACUGAAGAAAACUGUUUUACAAUUAAAGCUGCAGCUAAGGAGAAUGAGGAAACUGGCAGCAGCGCUUCGCAGUUUCCAGAGAGCCUUCAUUUUCUUGCUUGCUUUGUGUAUAUGGAAUUGGAAUAUUUUAUGGUUGUAGAACAUUUACAUGAUUUCAAGCAGUUUUUCUUUCUAACGAAACAAAAAUCAUUUUUUUUUUAAAAAAAAUCUUCCUGCCGAUCUAGGCAAGAUGAAAUUACAUUGAAGCCUUGUUAAAAUCAAUGGACUAAUAACAUUCUUAGAUUUCUGCCCUCCUUCAGGAUUGCUUUAUUGGGUGACAAACUCUAGAACAGGGGUGUCCAAACUUGGUCCCUUUAAGACUUGUGGACUUCAACUCCCAGAGUUCCUCAGCCAGCUUUGCUGGCUGAGGGACUCUGGGAGUUGAAGUCCACAAGUCUUAAAGGGACCAAGUUUGGACACCCCUGCUCUAGAAGAAUGGUCAACCACUGUCCUGCUUACAACUACAACUUGGACGACUACUCUCUGUUUAACUGCCUACUGUUGUAUUUUCAUUUUUUAAAUAAUUUAUUUUAUUAGAAGUUUUACAAAGGACAUAAAAAUUAACAUCAACUAAUAAAAAUAAAAAGCAGAAAAGGUAGACAAGAAAAAGAAAGAAAAAAGACAAAAAUGCAGAAAGAAAGAAGAAAAAGAAGUUUUUUUUUUUUUUUGGAUGUGCAGGCCUUUUCUAAGUCUUUUACAUGCACUUUAUCCUAAAGCAGGGCUGUCAAACUCCCAGCCUCUGGGCCGGAUGUGUCACGUGCUGGCCACACCCAUGCCCAGUUUAGUGAAGGGGGAAAAAGUCCUGAUAUGUUACGUAUGACAUGAGUUUGACACCUAAAGAAAAACAGAGCUAGCCCCACAAGAAAUGUUGACGGGCUGUGGACAAUUUAGAGUUUCUUUAGGGCGGUGAUUUUCAAAUGUUUUGAAUCCACAUUACAGAUCUUAUAGUUUUUUUAAAAAAAUUAAAAAUCCCAGGAUCCUUAUAAAGAGAGCGUUCCAGUGAUAGAAAACUGGCUGUAUGUGAGUGAACCUUUUUAUUUUUGCUCUUAGACUUGCACAUAACCCUAUCAAGUUUUCACAAGCCUUCUAUGGGAUGCAGUUUUAGAAACCGUGAUUUAGAUACUUGUAGGUUUGGGUUCACUAUAAUCUCUCUACCUCCUCUCUCUCUCUCUCUCUCUCUCUUUCUCUCUCUCUCUCUAGUGUUAAGUCCACUUCUCCCAACAAUGCAAUCUGUAUUUUAUUCGGCAACCAAGGUACAUUAUCUAGAAUGCAGAAUAGCUUUAUUGGAAAAAAUAGUGAAGAGGAAACAAGAAAGGGCUGAUUUAAAAGCAUACUGAGGGAGUAAAGAGAUUCCCACUGGUUUUCUGGACUGGAAAAGUGAACUUUACAAGACAGAGCCUUCUUUUCCAACAGUAAAUUUCUUCUCUCUCCCUCCCCCUUACCCCAAUUAAGCUCUAUUUCUGUUCUUAAAGCAAAUAGACAGGGAUGGCUCUGGUGGAAUAAGCUGAAGAGGUUUCCCCAGCUUGAGUAAUCAGGAAGCUGUGUUAACAAAGGCAAUUGCCUUGUUCAAAUGGAUUUUGAAAUAUUGUUGAGGUUCUGCUUAGAAAAGGAUAUUCCUUUUGUUUCCGUCCAUUAACUUCUCAAGCAAAAGCUUUCUGAAGUGUGCUACUCAAACCAUCAUCCCAGACUUCUCUGCAACUAAGAAGUCUGUCUUAAACAUUAAAAUGUAUCUAAAAUGUUACCUAAUUGAUUUACUGCUGCAUUCCUUUUGCACAUGAUUUGCAUCCAACAAUUUUAAGCAAAACAAUGUUGGGAUGGUUGUGAUAGGCAUCUAUGACACUGCCUUGCAAGGAAUGACAUGUAAUUCCAAUAGCUACAGCUGCUUCAUUUUAGCCAGGCCACACCAUGGUGCCUUAGUUCAAAAGCUGGUUGACCAAUACCCCUCCCACAUAUCUCAUUGGCAAUUGAUUUAUACUGCAAAGCUCGGUUUUUUCAGUGUGUAUAGUUCAGUAUCCCAUUCUGAAUGUUUUGGUUGCCAUCAUCUUCCUUUGUCAAAGUUUGUACCUUUGUGGAAGAGAUUUGAAGACUAGAAAGUGGUGAAAAAUGUGCAUGAUGAGCAUGUGCACCAAAGAGCCUUCAUAGAGAGGCUGUGUUAUUUCAGUCUUGUCUGUAAUAUGUCAGAAUUGGAGAUUGACCUUGUCAUGUGAUGAGCCACAUAUAGCCAUGUAGUUGGAGCAGUUCCUUCUAGUGAAACUAGGGUAAUGAAUGGCUCUGUUUGUAAAUUGCCCUGACAAUGUACAAAACUCUUAGGUUGAGAGAGUAUGGAAUUGUCACUUAAAAGUUCUUAGGAUCUUGUUUCAAACUCCCAUUUAUCCCCAAGCUUCACUGGGUGCCAAUGGAAACUUCUAUGAGAUCUUUAUCUAACAGGCUGCUUGUCAUUUACUUCAAGUAAUUGAAGUAAUUUAAAUGGAAUUUAAAUUAAUCAAUGCAAAAAUUAUAUAAUUCUCUUCUACAUAAAUCUUCCUUUUAUAUCACUCUUCAUAAUCUUGACUGGUGCUGACUAAUAUGUUGCAUCCAUUGCAACAUUCUAGGCAAUGUUUAAUAAUGACAAUUUUCCAUUCCGUGGAAUAUAGGAGCCUGCAUGAUUCAAAGGCAUCAUCCUGUCUGUAGGUUCUGCUUGAAAAUUGAGAGGUUCUUCAUGGCAGAUGCAACAUCUCUCUACAGUUCUUACACAGUUCCUUUUCAGUGUCACAAUGCCUUUCUUUUGAGCAGAAAAGUGGGAUAAACUAAUAAUAUUUUGUAUCAGCAUUUUAAAGUCAUUUUUAUAGAGAUGAGGCCAAAAGUCACAUGAAAAGCUAUUCAGCAUGACAGUAUUCGCAGGGCCUCUCAUGACUCUCAUCACUGUGCAUCUAACAUAACUUCAUGUUCACAGUUAAGGUAUCCUGAAAGACCUACUGUACGAACAGAAGAUGAGCUUGUAUUUGGAGAGCAAGCUCACCUUCCAAGCCACUCUACCCACUAGGCUACCCAAAGCAUUUCAUUGCCUGGACACUAACUUCCUGUUUUUGAGAAGCUGUUUCUUGUCUGUUGAUUUGUCAUUUUGUAAAUGUUGGGAGCCUGUAUAUAAAGAACAAACGUUGGUUUUCAGAAGUAUUGUUGGUGGUACCUUUUUAAAAGAUGCUAAAAUCCAAAGAUUCUUGUAAUGAAGUGUAAAGUUUGUAAUGCUCUCUCUUGUAUUAUAUACUAAACUUGUAAUAUUGUACCAUAUCUGUGACAAAUGUUACCUAAAUAAAAUACUUCCCUUCUGUCAAGCCUCA
Ahaetulla prasina is the source of this 11543-nucleotide messenger RNA. It is a transcript of the gene KIF13B, whose product is annotated as kinesin family member 13B. Gene Ontology annotation, molecular function: microtubule motor activity; microtubule binding; ATP binding. Gene Ontology annotation, cellular component: adherens junction. The coding region runs from base 49 to 5820 and encodes 1923 amino acids. NCBI's taxonomy places the organism in Eukaryota, Metazoa, Chordata, Lepidosauria, Squamata, Colubridae. The transcript is spliced from 40 exons. Gene Ontology annotation, biological process: microtubule-based movement; regulation of protein localization. The record is from RefSeq and is a predicted model, not a curated record.